CCCGGCACCAAUUCGAGGCCCGAGCUUGUGGUGCAUCUGCGAGCGAGCGACGCAAUUGAGGCAUUCACAGCGCGCAAUCUCGACCAAGCUCCCCGUCCACCACUCCAGUCGACAGCCCACCCUGCGCCGGCCACAGGACUGCUCGGCGUAGAGAUCACAUUACAUCAUGCCCACUCCCGAGUCCGAGGCCUUCCUGGCCAAGAAGCCCCAGGUUCCCCCGACGUUCGACGGGGUCGACUACGACGACACGAAACGCCUGAAGCAGGCGCAGGAUGCCAUCAUUCGCGAGCAAUGGGUGCAGGUCAUGAUGGGACGGCUUGUCAGGGAGGAGCUGAGCAAGUGCUACUACCGAGAAGGCGUUAACCACCUGGAGAAGUGCGGUCGGUUGAGAGAACGUUACCUCCAAUUGCUCUCCAGCGCCAAGGUCAAGGGUUACCUCUUCGAACAACAGAACUACUUCACCAAGGAUGGUCAGCAGCAGUAGAGUACCCCGGGGCAUUGCAGGGACGGACGUGUAUAUAUUUUCUAGGUACAGAGACUCAUGUAUCGGGAUCGUGUUAAGCGGUAGUGGGAGGGUAGCGCGGUUCGGCCAUGAAAUGCCCUCGGGUCGAGUCGGGGGUUGGGGUUUGGCCAGCACGAGAUCCCAACAUCCGGGCUUCAAUCUGUACACGCAGGCCAAUUGAAACGUCAGGAACAUCAAAGAAGAGUUCCUCCCGAUUAUGGUUGUCGCCAGUACAUGCUCUCUG
Thermothelomyces thermophilus ATCC 42464 is the source of this 746-nucleotide messenger RNA. RefSeq lists its product as uncharacterized. NCBI's taxonomy places the organism in Eukaryota, Fungi, Ascomycota, Sordariomycetes, Sordariales, Chaetomiaceae. The transcript is spliced from 2 exons. The coding region runs from base 167 to 484 and encodes 105 amino acids. The record is from RefSeq and is a predicted model, not a curated record.